This is a messenger RNA of Triticum turgidum subsp. durum (durum wheat), 846 nucleotides long. NCBI's taxonomy places the organism in Eukaryota, Viridiplantae, Streptophyta, Magnoliopsida, Poales, Poaceae. The record is from the annotation of a GenBank genome assembly.
AUGGAUCCUAAUGGCUCCUAUCCUAACAAAGUCAGAUCUAGUGAAAGUGAGGCCAACAUUUCUCCCUUGCAUGAUGCACCGAGAGGCAGAGCGAUCAUGCCGAUGUUGAGUGAUUUUGUUCCCCUGAAUUCCACACCAUCAGAUUCAACUUGGAUAUGGAACACCCCACCUACCAUUGAUGCACCACAUGUAGUUACCAUGCCAUCAAUCAAAGAUUGUUCCAUCGUGCCAUACCAAACCAGUGCAUCACUAUCCUCACUACCUCCACAGUUGCCUGAUGCAAAGUUUACUCCUACAACUAGGGUAAAUACCCUUACUUCUCAGCCCAACCAUAGGGAAAUCUUUGAGAACCCGCCAGAAAUAUUCUCGCACCAAGAUUUCCUGUCAAACCCUAUUAGUAACUACUUUAGUUCAUCGGAUCAAAGUAGGAUCUUUUCGAUGGAGUCUCCAUCAAUUACAUCCUUACUCCAAGGAGAUCCCAUUGCAGUUGUCAAUGCCCACCUUAAUACUAUUGGAGCAAUAGAUGAUGGUCCAAUCUUUGAGAUCCCAACCAGGAGUGUCUACAAGGGUCCACAAAAUAUACCACAUGGGACGCUAACCCGUGAUGCUACUUAUGUUGUGCCUACCCCUCUUGCUCCAUUCGCCACAUCCUCACAUGGCCCUAGAGAAUACAAGACUCCUAUGGGUGUACCAAAUGGCAUUACUAAUAGUGGUAUUGUGCAUAAUACUAUGAGUUCACGUAAGUACAGAUGCAGCAUUUGCAAUCUCACCUUCAACUCAUCUCAAGCCUUUGGUGGUCACAUGAGUUCCCAUAGCAAAGCAAGGAAGAACAAGCUACAAAGUUGA